Molecule: messenger RNA, 1140 nt
Organism: Apis mellifera (honey bee)
Lineage: Eukaryota; Metazoa; Arthropoda; Insecta; Hymenoptera; Apidae
Exons: 1
Coding region: 362-1099 (245 amino acids)
Source: RefSeq, a predicted model, not a curated record
UCAUACACUUAGAUACACAACACAAGUUUUGCAUCUAAUAAUAGCUUAAGAUAAGUAUCUAAUAGAUUAAAAAUUUUUGUAAAAAUUCUUUCUCGACGUCAUUAUCCAAACUAUGGAAAUGUUUUUACCCAGAUUAGUAGAGAUUAAGGAUUGAGGAUUUUCUUGUGUUUCUCUUGAUACCAUUGUCCAAAGUAUUGAAAUAUUUUUACCUGGAUUCAGUAUAAAUAUUCGCACAACUCUGAAUUUUAGCCAGUCUUUGGGCGACCACCGAUCGAGCGAAACGUGGUGCGAAAUCUGAACUUAAGUUUUAAAGGUUUUUUUUUUGUUUUUUUUUUUUUUUUAAAGAAACUGUGACUGUGCAAUGUUUUCCGUAAUCAUGAUGAAAAACCAAAACAAGAAAAAAGUGUUUUUCUCGAUACAACACAAGACGAUGACUGAAACGAACGCAUCUGUGAAAAUGAGCCACGAAUACGGGAUCUCGCAAGAUUUCACGCAUGGAGACUACGAUCUUUUAUCAAAUUUUGGAAACAGGGGGGAGUUAUAUAAAAUUCGUAAAGGAUUUCUGAACGAGGAUGUGGAAAAUUGUUUGUACACGUUGUUUCUGCAGCAACAAUCAGUAGGGAAUCCUUUGACCAAUUCGUCGCAACAAGAAAAAUCGAUGAAAAUUUGUGGCGGAUUAUUGUUUGGUGGCAGAGGUUCCCUACGGAUUUUUAAAAAACGCUACAUGACUCAGUCUUACAGGCAGAAGGUUAAUGAGAACAAAGCUGCAAAAAUAUUCGUAAACAAUUCAACGACGAACAACAGCAAAGCGGAGAGGGAAAAAAAAGAAGGAUUUAUCGGAGAGAAACAAAGAAAAAUGGAAGAAGAAAAUUUAGAAUUUGAAAAGGAAUUAAAGAAAGGGCGGAUGAUGCAGGAGAGAGGAAGGAGAUGUGGAAUGGAGGAAGGGCAGUUAAUUGAAAAUUCAAAAUUAAGCUUUGUGGAAAGGAAGAGAGGAGAUUUAAAUACGCUGGAACAAAUUAUAAAAAAGUAUGCCAAUGAUGAUCAAACUGUAAUAACAAUGGGUGAAACUAUAAGAAGAAUUCUUGAAAAUAAAAUUUAAAUAAAGGUUAAAUUAUUCUUGAAAAUGAAGAAAAUGAUUUU